Molecule: messenger RNA, 2681 nt
Organism: Daktulosphaira vitifoliae (grape phylloxera)
Lineage: Eukaryota; Metazoa; Arthropoda; Insecta; Hemiptera; Phylloxeridae
Product: protein DDI1 homolog 2-like
Exons: 5
Coding region: 1-855 (284 amino acids)
Biological process (GO): proteolysis
Molecular function (GO): aspartic-type endopeptidase activity
Source: RefSeq, a predicted model, not a curated record
AUGAUAUCUAUUUCAAACUCGCAAGGUAUUAUACCUCACUUUUGUUGUCGUAAAAAACCGAAAAUUAUUGUCAGUGAUAUCAAUUUUAAAAGCUCCAUCAAACUUGUUAGGGAACAAAAUAUUGCUUUGCGUUCAAUAUUCGAUGAUGCUUAUUAUGUUAGAGAACUUUUGCGAACUAAUCCAGAUCAAUUAGCUUUGAUGGGACAGAAUAAUCGUCGUUUAGCGGAUGCUAUGGCAACAGGCAGCAUAGGCGAAUUUGCUAAGGUUAUGAUGGGCCAGUUGUUGGAACGGAAAAAAAAGAUAAAUUAUUUACAAAUGCUACAAAGAUCUAAAACAUCUGACAUAAAUUCUCAGAGAGAGAUAGCCAAUGAAAUUCUUCAUAAGAACAUCGAUGCCAACCUGGAGGCAGCUUUGGAAUACAAUCCGGAAUUAUUUGGAUCAGUAUUUAUGUUAUACAUUGAUUGCAAGGUUAACGGCCACCGUGUGAAAGCAUUUGUCGAUUCAGGCGCUCAGACUACUAUUAUUACUGUCCAGUGUGCUAAAAAAUGUGAUAUCAUCAGACUAGUGGACACUCGCUGGGCUGGAGUUGCCAAAGGUGUUGGAAUUCAGAAAAUCGUUGGUCGAGUACAUUUGGUAGAAUUACAAAUAGAAAACAAUUUUCUAACUACCAGUUUUUCUGUCUUGGAUAGCCAACCAAUGGAAAUGUUGUUAGGGUUAGACUUACUUAGAAGAUAUCAAUGUACAAUUGACUUGGCCAACAAUGAACUUAUAAUUGGUACAACAGGAACAAGAACAAAGUUUUUAGAUGAAAGAAAAACACCUGGUUACAGGCAACGUUCAAACAAAAAAAAUUAAUAUAAUUGUUCUGUAAAAGAAUAUAAUUUUAAUGAUAAUCACAAAUUACUAGUUAAUUUAAUUGAUAGAUGUAGCAAAAAUUUUAUUUAAUACUAUUUAUGGUUUUUAAAAUUUAUUAUGAUUUUUCAUUAUAACUUUUUUCUUCAAUUUUAGCUGAGAAGAUAUUAGUUUUACUAUGAUGUGUUUUUUUUUUGUGUCUGUUACCGCUUUUUCUCAGCUCUCACCGAACUGGUUUCUUUCAACGAUACGUCAAAAAAUCACAAAUCAUAUCUAGUCAAAGACAUUACCCUCAAAAAUUGAAAAAAUUUCCCUCAUUCCCCGUAAAUGGGGGAAAUCUCCAAAAAAAUUACAAAUUUAAAAAUUUUUUAUUAAAAAGUAUUGCAUCAUGCCUUUUAAAUUUUUAUACUAGUAAAAGUAAAGCAAAAUAUAACUUCUUUAUUAUUUUUAUAAUAUCUCCGUAAAAAUUACAAAAUUAAAUUAUUGAAUAUCAAUUUUAUAUUAAAUUUAAUUGCUAUAAUUAUUAUUUAUUCAUAUAUUACACUCAUUAAUCAUAAAACUUGAAAUAAAUCAUGUAGCUUUUGGAAUCAACCAUCAAUUUUUUAAAAUUUAAUACUAUCUAAAUAUUUGCAUCGAAGUGUUUUUUAUGAUAGUGAUUUUAAUCACUGUCAGAUAAUAUUAUACUUGACCCAACUAAUGCACGUCACCACUGUGCCGCGACUCCCCUGUGCUCGGUUUUUUAAUACUAGUUGGUUGGGUUUAUCUAUAUGGUUUCAUUAAUUUUAAUAAUUUUAACAAUAUUUAUUAUUUUAAUAAAGGUUAUAAAAGAACUCAACAGGAAUACAGCUACCACGUACGACGAGGAUAUUUUUCCAAUCGAGUUUACCGAUAACUAAAAAGAUUUACGCAACUUCGUUAUUAAAUAUAAACUAAAAUUAGAUCUUUUGAUGAUUCGUAAAAUUUUUCUAAAAUUAUUUUUAACAUCUUUAAGUAUAGGAUAAGGCAAAGUAAAUUAACAAAUAAGAAAAGAUGACAAAUUCAGUAUUUCUCAAAAUCACUCAAAAACAUCUUAGCUAGAAUAAACAUCUCUAGUGGAAAUCGUAGCCACUAGUAAUAACACAAAUGCGCGCACAUAAUUUUAGUUGUGGUAAGAAAUUUAUAUAGAAUGUUUUUUUGUAUAAUUUUUUAACAACAAACCUUUUUUUACUAGAAUUCUAAUGUACAUUUAACUGUCUCUCUAGAAUAUUCUAAAAGUACAGCUUAACGUCUAUAUAUUAAGAGACUUAUUUCUUUUGCUAUAUUUUCUGUCAUGUUACUCCAUAAAUAUGAUAAAUUUUUUCUUUACAAGAUGAAAGAAAUAAUUAAACAAAUUCAUGGUUUUAUGCAAAAAAUGGAAUAAGUUCUCAUAAACUUACUGCAUACAUAUUUCAAUUUAUUAAUCCACUCAAAGAAUUCAGAAAAAAUGAUCGAAUCUUAACCUUGUCAUCUAACCUCGCCCUACAUUAUAAUGGUCAACUGCUGAAACAAAUAAACUAAUCUAAAAAUAUGUAUAAUAAUUAUAAAAAAUUAUUUCAUUAAUUAUUUUGUUAUCCAAUGUUUUUCAUUGUUAUUUUGUUAUAAUGUAUAUGUAUGUAAUGUACCCCCUUAUCUGGGAGUCGCUUAAGUGUAUUAAAAAAUAUUUCUAAUCAUAAUAACCUACUCAUAAAAGGUUUAUCUAUUAAAUAUAUUCUCGGAAAUUCUCCCACAAAAAAAAUAAUGUGUAACAUUUUUUAACUGUUUAAAUUUUACAAGGGGAGUUCACGGUGAUGGGGUCACCGAUUUUCAUAAAA